This is a messenger RNA of Nicotiana attenuata, 2323 nucleotides long. RefSeq lists its product as uncharacterized. Gene Ontology annotation, molecular function: zinc ion binding. Bases 1327 to 2313 code for a protein of 328 amino acids. Lineage: Eukaryota; Viridiplantae; Streptophyta; Magnoliopsida; Solanales; Solanaceae. The record is from RefSeq and is a predicted model, not a curated record. The transcript has 4 exons.
UUAAGGCUCUCAAGCAAGGAUCAGCAAAAUACAUACUACUAUCUCAAUUCUCUUCCCAAGCAACGUUGUUUCAAGGCUCUCAAUCAGCGGUCUUUCAGGGCUCUCAAGCCAAAAAGAUGGCUUUUCUCUAUCUCAGAGGAGUACUUUAAGGGACAACCAUAACACUUUUGCUGCACUUAGUGACACACAAAUGCUUUUGCUGCACUAGGAAUGACUCCAAAAGAGGUAAAAAUUAUUAUUUUGUUAGUUUGAAUUUUAGUUGGCGACACUGAUUAUUCAUAUCAAGUCUUGUAAUUUGGAGCACAUAGGUGGAAAUGUGUUUGACAACUUCCAUAUGAAUACUGCGUGGCUUGCUAAUAGGUAUUUUAGUACAUUCAGAGCUGAUCCAUCAUGGAGCGUGAAUGGUUUAAUUGAAACUGUUAGAAAUGACUAUAACUAUACAAUUAGUUAUAUGAAAGCUUGGAGGACCAGAAAUAUGGCACAAAAAUUGGUUUACGGAGAUGAGGGAACCCAUUAUGCAAAGUUGUUAUCAUAUAAAGAGGAAUUAUUAAAAAGCAAUCUAGGCUCUACUGUAAUUUUGGGGAGGGACGAAGGCAGAUUUCUUGGGUUUUAUGUUUGUCUUGGAGCACUUUUAAAUCUAGUUGUAGACCAUUCAUUAGCUUGGAUGGUUGUUGGUUAAAGGGAAAUUAUGGAGGGAACUUGUUGAGUGCAGUGGCUAUUGACCCAAAUAAUUGCAUCAAUAGCAUAUGCAGUCAUAGCUGAAGCUGAAAGUAGAGAAACUUGGAGCUGGUUUCUUAUUAACCUGGGAGAGGAUUUGGAGAUUCAGAACAGCCAUCACAUUUCAUUUAUGUCAGACAUACAGAAGGGGCUGAUUGGAGCUGUGAAGGAUUUGUACCCGAAUGCUGAACACCGUAAUUGUGUUAGGCAUAUGUAUCAGAAUUUCAGACAAAAACACAAAGGUAAGAAUUUGAAAGACUUAGUUUGGAGUGCGGCAAGAGCGAGUAAUGAAGUCUUGUUUAAGAAGUUUCUAGAUGAACUGGAACAUGAGCACAAAUAGGCCAGAGAAUGGUUCAAUCACCCUGAGAGGCCAUUCAAUACUUGGACUCGAGCAUUAUUUAAAUGGCAUACCGAAUGUGACAUGUUGUUGAACAAUUUAUGUGAAAGCUUCAACAGAUAUAUACUUGAUGCUAGGGACAAGGCCAUAAUAACAAUGCUAGAAAUGAUCAAGAACAAGUUGAUGAGGAGGUUGUUCAAAAAAAAAAGUGGAUUGAGAGAUACCAAGGGCCAAUAUGCCCUAAGAUUGAAAAAAAGUUGUUGAAAAUUAGGAUGGAGGCAACAAAGUUUCAACCUGAUUUUUCAGGAGGCCCUAGGGUCUUUGUUGAAGGUCCUGGAGGGCCAUAUAUUGUUGAUAUGUCUGCCAAGACUUGUACUUGUAGAAGGUGGGAUUUGACUGAAUUGCCUUAUCAUCAUGGUAUGGUUAGUAUUCUUGGCAAAAAUGAGUUAAUAGAAGAUUAUGUCAUGGACUAUUACAAAGUGGAAAACUACAAUAAAGUAUACUCUUAUUAUAUAAAUCCUACUGGCCUUGAAGAUCACUGGCCUGAGGUUGUAGGAGGUGGUGACAUUCUCCCACCUAAGGUAGUCAAGAAAAAGAGAGGGAGGAAGCCUAAAGCUAGGAGAAAGGAGGCUGAAGAACUAGAAAAACAAAGAGAAGUUGCUGCUCAGAGUGCAAAGGAGAAGAGGGCUGAGAAGAAGAAACCUCAACGAAUAUCUAAGAAGGGUACUGUACAAGUUAACUGCUCUAUUUGCAAAGUGGUUGGGCAUAAUGCUAGAGGCCAUAGUAAGUAUGCAAAAACAACUUCCUCUAGCUUUCCAAACCAACAACCACCUUCUCCAAAUUCAAGUCAAGACCCUGCUCCAACCCAAAAUGAAGACCCUGCUCCAAACCAAAGCCAAGAAGAAAGGAUAGACGUGGACCUCAUCUUAACAAAUCAAUCAACUAUUGAGGAUGUUGCUGAACAAGAUGUUGUUGGGAGAGUUGUACAUGGUCAAAAAAUUGUGCAAGGUGACACUGACGCUGUGAAAGUAUCAAAAAGAGGCAGGGAAGUCAAGAAGAAAGUUAUGCAAGAUUAUGUGCAAGUUAUGGUGAAGAAAAAGUGUAGACUCUCAAAGACAAAUAGGGAUGUUUGUCUAAAAUUUCUUGUCUUUUACAAAUGGCAUACACUUAAAUUGGCACAAUAUAUUGUGUCUGCUUUUGUCUUUUGGUUGAUGCACAUUUUAUUUGUUGUAUUGCUUAGUAAGCAAUAUUUUGUUUAGUGGUAUUGCU